Messenger RNA from Trachemys scripta elegans, 1464 nucleotides. RefSeq names its product cyclic nucleotide binding domain containing 1 (gene CNBD1). Lineage: Eukaryota; Metazoa; Chordata; Testudines; Emydidae. The coding region runs from base 1 to 1464 and encodes 487 amino acids. The record is from RefSeq and is a predicted model, not a curated record. The transcript has 12 exons.
AUGACCUGGGAGAAUCAUGCUGGCUUUUUCUCUGUGACCUCACCUGAAGGAGGGGGUGAGAGGCAGGGGAGGGGGAGUUGGGAUUCCACUGGGGCUCCCUCAGAAGAGACCAUGUUGCUGCCUCUUGCUGUUUCUACUUCAGCUCCCAGCAAAGCACAAACUUAUAAGAAAAAAACUUCUAAGAGGGUAAACUAUGAUCAGUUGGAUGCCUUAUGUAGCAUCAGUGGGCUACAAAACAGGAAGACUCCACACACCACUGAAGAAGCUCAUCAAAAGUUUAUGAAACUUUAUCCCAAAGUAUUCUACCAAGAAAAGACUGUAUUGCCAGGAAUUCCUCCAACACUCUCAAAGAGCCCCAUUCUAAGAUCUGUCAAAGAACAUAACACAGUGUAUGAGAUGAUGAAACUCAUUCCUGACAUCAGGGCUCAGCUUUCUAAUGAAGAACUGAAGGAACUCAGCAUGUGUACCAUCAAGGAAUACUGGGCAAAAGGAAGCACAGUUGUUGGAAAUCAAGGUUUCUAUGCCAUAUUGAAAGGCUCUGCUAGACCUCAAGCAAGGUGUUACAAAAGAAUGCUUGGAGAAGACUUUGAUUCAUCAUGUGUAGCAAUGUCACCUACUAGUCAAGCUACUAUGUUUGGUUUUUCAGGCCGAACAAUGCUUAUCAGAGGAAGUUGUUUUGGGACUCUGGAAACAGCCCCACCAAAACUGCCGCACAUCCUGCUGUCCAUCAUUACAGAAGAAAACUGCGAAAUUCUUAAAAUUUCUUCCACAGAUUAUUUGAGAAUAAAAGAGGAAAUAGCUAAGCGUGAACGAAUUGCCAAGGAAGAAUUAAUUCAUGGCUGUCCAUAUUAUCGCGACUGGCCUUUGCUUUAUGUAUUUCAGUUAAUGUCUCAUUUGAAAUGGAGGCAAUUUCCUGCAGGCUAUGUGCUUUUAAAAGGAGGAGAAAUCAGUACAUUUGUAGGAUUUAUUAAAUCUGGAUACUGUAAUGUUUACAGAGAAACUGAGGCACUUGUGAAAUUACCAUUGGGGAAAAUGGUUAAGCAAACCAGACAGGUUCUUGUGGGUCAGCUCCAUGAGAAACAGUCCUUUGGAGAAGUGAGCAUUCUUCUUCAGACCCCUUUCACAUGUAGAGUCAUAACCGCGACAGAUGUUAAAUUGGGCAUAAUUGAUGCCAGUGCUAUACUAGGUUUGGACAUGGUGAUUCAAAUGCUUCUCCUCCAAACAGCUGAGCCAACAUUUUAUAAUAUCACACAAGAUGAGAUCAACUUUGAAUAUAUAAAUAAAGAGAAACACAAAGAAUGGCAGAGUGUCAAGAACAAGGUGGUGCAGGAUAUAUUGUUUCACAAUGGAAUUAUCCCUGGUUUGGGGAAAUGGACACAUGAGUGGAGUCAUCCGGCCAAGAGGGGGAAAAAAUCGACAGAACAAGCAUCAUUGAAUUGUUGUCUGAGUGACAGCAGUGUAUGA